Molecule: messenger RNA, 1385 nt
Organism: Bombyx mori (domestic silkworm)
Lineage: Eukaryota; Metazoa; Arthropoda; Insecta; Lepidoptera; Bombycidae
Gene: Or-39
Product: olfactory receptor 39
Exons: 5
Coding region: 321-1343 (340 amino acids)
Biological process (GO): sensory perception of smell; detection of chemical stimulus involved in sensory perception of smell
Cellular component (GO): plasma membrane
Molecular function (GO): odorant binding; olfactory receptor activity
Source: RefSeq, marked provisional
AUUCAUUCGAUCGGCGGCGUUCCUGAGAGAAGGUAGUCGUGGACAUGGUGUGCGUAUCCCCCUGGCGGUGUACGCUGUGACCGGCUCAAUAACCGCAUCGUACGUGUACGCAUUUCUGAUCUCGCUGUUAUGGUUUCUGUUCGCGCGGUGCACGGACCCCGAGGACUUCCAAGUGGCCAUGGUGGUCUUCUCGCUCGGAAUUUCCAGUGAGAUCGGCUCCACGAAGUUCUUCAACUCCAUAAUUUACAUGGAUCCCGUUGUACUGGUACGCUGCGACCGGACUGUCCAUAGCUUGCUACUCGUACAUAUACCAGAUUUCCAUGUUGUGGUCAGUGUUCUCCUACUUCACACGUGCAGACGAUGUACUAGCAGGCAUCGUGAUCUUCUCGCUGGGCGUCUCCAGCGAGAUAGGUCUUGUCAAACUAUGCUUCAUGUACGCCAAUAUUGAUAAAAUUCAAAAAAUAACCGAAGGAUAUCUUAAAAGCGACGCUGCUUCAGCAAGGAACAGCCGGUUUUCCAAGAACAUAUUACACACAAUGCAGUCCGUUAAGAAGCGCGGCGUAAUUUUCUGGCUAGUGAUAAUUAGUAAUGGAGUUGUCUACCUCGUGAAGCCAAUCGUGACGCCCGGCAGGCAUUUCAUGGAAGACCAAUUCAUCAUUUUAGGUCUCGAACCUAAGUACGAAACACCGAAUUACGAGAUAGGAUUUUUUAUGAUGGCGGUCGGAGUUUGUGUGACUUGCUACUUGCCAGCCAACAUCACGGCUUACCUGAUAACCGUAGCCGGAUAUUCAGAAGCACAGUUUUUGGCACUUGGACACGAACUCGCAAACCUGUGGCCGGACGCUCAACUACACUGCCGCGCAAUGAACUUGAGCCAAUCAGUAAAUGAGCAAGCUAACGAAUACGUGAAAAUGCGAUUGAGAGAAUUAGUAAAAAUACAUUCCACCAAUGUUAACCUUUUGAGGGAUAUAGAGGGAGCUUUUAGAGGAGCUAUUGCUGUUGAAUUUUUACUAUUGAUUGUGGGCCUUAUAGCUGAGUUGCUGGGGGGCUUGGAGAAUACAUACAUGCAGGUGCCUUUUGCGCUGAUUCAGGUCUCGGUGGACUGCCUCACGGGACAGCGGGUGAUGGAUGCGAACUUGGCUCUAGAACGCGCAGUUUACGAUUGUCGGUGGGAAGAGUUCGAUGCUAGUAACCGUCGGGUCGUGUUGCUACUGUUGCAGAACGCACAGAAAGUAGCCACGCUGUCGGCGGGCGGCAUCGCCACCCUCAACUUCAGCUGUCUCAUGGCUGUGAUCAAAUCUAUCUACUCUGCCUACACCACGCUUAGAACUACCAUGAAAUAAUUUAAAUUUAUUGAAAUAAAUGUGUUCAGCUAUCUAUUUUAA